UUACGGGUUCCAUGUUUUUUUAAUGGAAAUUGAUAAAUUUGCUCACUAGACCUUUGCACAAAGAUAUGCAGCAAGACAUGCUCAUUGAAGGUGUUCAAACAUUCAGUUUUUGCAAUCUAACAUGGUCAUUACAUUGGAUUCUCUUGAUGCCCAGCAUUCCUCUGACAUAAACAAAAUACAAGAACUUGGUUGGUUCAGCAAAAGGUUGAAAUUAGUAGGAGAUAACUUAGCUGUAGCCACCAUGCAUAGAAGGAACAUUAGGCUGCGAAGAGAGUACCUAUACAGGAAAAGCUUAGAAGGGAAGGAGCGUUUGCUCUAUGAGAAGAAACGCAAAAUCAGAGAAGCUUUAGAAGAGGGAAAACCAAUUCCAACUGAGCUCAGGAACGAAGAAGCUGCUCUUCGGAAAGAAAUCGAUCUUGAAGAUGAAAUUACUGCUGUACCUCGAUCAACUAUUGAUGAUGAAUAUGCUAAUGCACCUGAAAAAGAUCCCAAAAUUUUGCUUACCACUUCAAGGAAUCCUAGUGCUCCUCUUACUCAGUUUGUCAAGGAGUUGAAAAUUGUGUUCCCUAAUGCUCAGCGGAUGAAUCGUGGUGGUCAGGUUAUAUCAGAAAUAAUUGAAACCUGCCGAUCUCAUGAUUUUACAGAUGUAAUUUUGGUCCAUGAGAAUCGUGGUGUGCCUGAUGGUAUUGUCAUUAGUCAUCUGCCUUUUGGUCCAACUGCUUACUUUGGAUUGCUCAAUGUGGUGACUAGACAUGAUAUUAAGGACAAAAAAUCUAUGGGAACGAUGUCUGAGGCGUAUCCACAUUUGAUUUUUGACAAAUUUUCAACUAAGCUUGGUGAGAGGACAGUAAACAUCCUAAAGCAUUUGUUUCCUGUUCCCAAGCCUGAUACAAAACGAAUCCUCACAUUUGCUAACCAGUCGGACUACAUCUCAUUCAGACAUCACGUCUAUGAAAAGCAUGGAGGUCCAAAAUCAAUUGAGCUGAAAGAAGUUGGCCCUCGAUUUGAACUACGGCUUUACCAGAUCAAAUUAGGAACAAUGGAUCAAGACGAAGCUCAAAUCGAGUGGGUCAUAAAGCCUUACAUGAACACAUCCAAAAAACGAACCCUUCUAGGGGACUGAUAAACAAGCAACAGAAUAUGAACUUUGAAGCCUCUGCCUCUUCCCGUUUGCACUAACAGAAGUUGAUCGUUGCUGCAAGUCAUGUAUUUGACCAUUAAAAUGCAGAUGUGAUUGAUCCUAGAGCUACAUUUGACGUAAUUUGCCGCUUCCUGUUCCAGAGAGAUGCUGUAAAAUCUGCCUCUGUAGGAAAAGAAAAGAGAAACGAACUCUCUUUGUUUUAAGUAGUCAUUUGGUCUUUUCCCCUGAACUGGGAAUAUAAUGUUAUGUAUAGUGUGCUAA
This is a messenger RNA of Solanum verrucosum, 1402 nucleotides long. RefSeq lists its product as uncharacterized. NCBI's taxonomy places the organism in Eukaryota, Viridiplantae, Streptophyta, Magnoliopsida, Solanales, Solanaceae. Gene Ontology annotation, molecular function: snoRNA binding; rRNA primary transcript binding. The transcript has 10 exons. Gene Ontology annotation, biological process: rRNA processing. Bases 122 to 1123 code for a protein of 333 amino acids. Gene Ontology annotation, cellular component: small-subunit processome; Mpp10 complex; nucleolus. The record is from RefSeq and is a predicted model, not a curated record.